AUGUCUGUCGGGAACACCAGACGACUCCCAGAGUUCGACUUGACGGGAAGAGUUGUGCUCGUGUCUGGAGCUGCUCGAGGCCUUGGACUCGCCCUUGCUGAGGCAUGCCUGGAAGCCGGUGCGACGGUCUAUGCUCUUGAUCGGCUGCCACCUUCCGAACAAAGUCCAGACUUCUCUCGAAUACAGGCACGUGCAAAAGACGAACUGGGGACACAACUUCAUUACCGCCAAAUCGACGUGCGUGACGUGCCCGGACUGAACAUGAUUGUGGGCGAAAUCGCGGACACGGAGGGCCGGAUGGAUGGUCUUAUCGCCGCGGCGGGAAUCCAGCAGGAAACCCCGGCCUUGGAAUACACCCCUGAAGACGCGAACCGCAUGUUCGAAGUCAACAUUACGGGUGUGUUCAUGACAUCCCAGGCUGUUGCCAAGCAGAUGAUCCGGUUCAAAAAUGGAGGAAGUCUCGUCUUGAUCGCGUCCAUGUCGGGAACAGUCGCCAACAGAGGCUUGAUAUGCCCAGCAUACAACGCGUCCAAGGCCGGUGUAAUCCAGCUGGCUCGAAAUCUGGCUUCCGAAUGGGGACAACACUCCAUCAGAGUGAACACGAUCAGUCCUGGCUAUAUUGUCACCGCCAUGGUGGAGGAACUAUUCAAAAGUUUCCCCGAAAGGAGGACGGACUGGGCCACGCAGAACAUGUUGGGACGACUGUCCGCUCCGAACGAGUACAGAGGGGCUGCUGUUUUUCUGGUCAGCAACGCAAGCAGCUUUAUGACAGGAUCAGAUUUGAGAAUAGACGGAGGCCACAGUGCCUGGUAG
Capronia epimyces CBS 606.96 is the source of this 813-nucleotide messenger RNA. RefSeq names its product oxidoreductase. The transcript has a single exon. Lineage: Eukaryota; Fungi; Ascomycota; Eurotiomycetes; Chaetothyriales; Herpotrichiellaceae. The record is from RefSeq and is a predicted model, not a curated record. Gene Ontology annotation, cellular component: intracellular anatomical structure. Gene Ontology annotation, molecular function: oxidoreductase activity, acting on NAD(P)H, oxygen as acceptor. The coding region runs from base 1 to 813 and encodes 270 amino acids.